Lactuca saligna is the source of this 1604-nucleotide messenger RNA. Lineage: Eukaryota; Viridiplantae; Streptophyta; Magnoliopsida; Asterales; Asteraceae. The record is from the annotation of a GenBank genome assembly.
AUGGAGAGUAGCGUAUAUGAUAGGAAUAGGGAUCCUUCGCAACAUGAGAUUCUGGAGGUUUUUAAGAGAGAAAUCGGUUUCAAUCCUCCCAGAAACUUCUGUCGCCGAAUCUCUGCUUCCGAGGCUCUUGUAAAGAGAAUUGAUCUUGCUGGUAAACUAAAUGGGCAUGAAGGUUGUGUAAACACAAUAGAGUUCAACCAUUGUGGUGACCACCUUGUGUCAGGUUCUGAUGACAGACGAGUUAUGUUCUGGAAUGUAGCAACUAAAUCCUUAGUCCUUUCAUAUGCUUCUGGUCAUGUAGACAACAUAUUUCAAGCUAGAAUCAUGCCUUUCACUGAUGACAGAACCAUAGUUACUUCUGCUGCUGAUGGACAGGUAAGACUUGGUCAAAUAGCAGAGAAUGGACAUGUCCAAACGAAAAAAUUAGGUAAACACCAUGGACGAGUUCACAAGCUUGCAGUUGAGCCUGGAAGUCCCCACAUAUUUUACAGCUGUGGUGAAGAUGGAUUAGUUCAGCAUUUUGAUUUGCGAAGUAAUUCCUCCACAAAGCUUUUCUGUUGCACCCCAUUCACAGAACUCAACCACAGCCACUCUUCCUCAAACACCAUAAGAUUAAACUCAAUCAUAAUCGACCCAAGAAACCCUAAUUUUUUCUCCAUAGGAGGUUCAGAUAAAUACGCACGUCUAUACGACAUCAGAAACUUUGACCAACCAGUCAACACGUUUUGCCCAAAACAUCUUACAGAAACACACGAUGUCCACAUCACUGGAAUGUCAUAUUCCAACACAAGUGAGCUUCUUAUCUCCUACAAUGAUGAACUCAUUUAUCUUUUUCCAAAAAACAACGGGGGUUUAGGACCAAAUCCCUUGAAUGUGAUGAAUUCGGAUGAUUUGGAUGAUCCACAAGUGUAUUGUGGACAUAGGAAUUCAUUGACAGUUAAAGGGGUUAGUUUUUUUGGGCCGAAUUGUGAGUAUGUUAUGAGUGGAUCGGAUUGUGGGCAUAUUUUUAUUUGGAAGAAAAAAGGAGGUAGACUUGUUAGGGUAAUGGAAGGUGAUAGGCGUAUAGUGAAUCAAGUUGAGCCUCAUCCUAGUAUCCCUGUUCUUGCUUCAUCUGGUUUGGAAAAGAAUAUAAAGCUUUGGGUUCCUGUUUCUGAUGACAUUCUUCCCCUUCCUCAUGAUUUACAAGAGAUUGUGGAGUCAAACAGGCGAGGGAGGGAAGAUCAUUCACGGGUUACACUGACGCCCGAUGUGAUAAUGCAUGUUUUGCGGCUUCAUAGAAGGCAAGCAUUGGCUUACAUAGAAAGAAGACGAAAUAGAGAUGAACUUGGAAGUGAUGAUGAGGAAGAAGAUGAAGGUGAUGGUUAUGUCAUGGGGUUUUCUGAUGCUGAUGCCUCCUUAGAUGAUGGAAAUUCAACCGAGUGUAAUAUUGUUUGAUGUUAUAAUUAAUAUCUUGUUUUUGUAUUUUGUUUUAUGAUAAGUUUGUUGUGUAUGCAUGAUUUGUUGAAUAAAUGGUGUAAGUAGUUGUGGUGUAUCAUGUACGUAUAUAAAUGAGGUGAAUUUAAAAGUACAAUUCUAUCUUAGUUUACUUUUUUAGUUAUUAACAA